AGACACACACACACACACACACACACACACAUGCUGCUGCCUGUUUCACUAACACAACUCCACAGCACACUUCUCCAGCUCUGAAUGCUGGAAUCACAUGGCCAGAGUGUGGGACAGAAACGAACUCAACAGCAGGAUCUAAAAUGCCAAUCUUUGGAAGAUAGAGGGAGCUUUUGUCUGAGAAAAGGACGACAAGAAUUCCAAAAAAGGAGCUGGACUCUUCAGAGAGCAUUUUUGUGUACCAGCACACUUAUUCAAAAGACUACAACAUACAUACAGACACAACAUGCUGCAGCAAAUCCUAGCUGACAUGUACAUCGACCCUGAUGUACUAGAGGCCUUAAAUGAGGAACAGAAGAAGAUUCUGUUCUUCAAAAUGAGAGAGGAGCAAGUCAGGCGCUGGAAGGAGCGGGAAGAGAAGGAGGGCAAGGAGGGGAUAAAAAAAGAAAAGCUCCAGCAAAAGAAAGGCCCUUGUAAAAGUGUGAGCUGGCUGCUUGGCAGCGACGGUGAUGUGCAUGUGUGUAUUAUCGGAGAAUCUGACGAGCUCAAAUCUCCAAAACUCAUUCUGUCCGAGCUGAAAAACAAAGCUGUGGCCAACCCCAAUACUUUCAACAGAGCAAAAGCAGAACCUGUAAAUAGCAGCUUGACCAAACCCAGCAGAGCACAACAAACCAGCACAGAAUCAGGGAUCCAGCUACUGCUCAAGGAUGCCAAUGUCACACAACCUCUCCAUGUUGAGCCUGUUUAA
Messenger RNA from Sinocyclocheilus anshuiensis, 748 nucleotides. RefSeq names its product SH2 domain-containing protein 4A-like. Gene Ontology annotation, cellular component: cytoplasm. The record is from RefSeq and is a predicted model, not a curated record. The transcript has 6 exons. NCBI's taxonomy places the organism in Eukaryota, Metazoa, Chordata, Actinopteri, Cypriniformes, Cyprinidae. Bases 287 to 748 code for a protein of 153 amino acids.